AUGGAUGAUCAGGGAAGAAAAGUUAUCGUUUGUGACAACGGCACAGGUUUCGUAAAAUGCGGAUACGCCGGCAGCAACUUCCCUGCAUUUAUUUUCCCGUCGAUGGUCGGCCGGCCGAUUAUUAGAGCGGAAAAUAAAAUUGGAGACAUCGAUGUUAAGGAUUUAAUGGUUGGAGAUGAAGCGUCUCAACUCCGUUCUAUGCUUGAAGUCAGUUAUCCAAUGGAAAAUGGUGUGGUUAGAAACUGGGAAGACAUGUGUCAUGUCUGGGAUUACACAUUCGGUCCCAGUAAGAUGAAUAUUGAUCCCAAAGAAACUAAAAUAUUACUCACCGAGCCACCGAUGAACCCCACUAAGAAUAGGGAGAAGAUGAUUGAGGUUAUGUUUGAGAAGUAUGGUUUUGAUAGUGCCUACAUAGCAAUACAAGCAGUUCUCACAUUAUACGCACAGGGAUUGAUAUCAGGAGUGGUUGUGGAUUCAGGUGAUGGAGUGACCCAUAUAUGCCCGGUUUACGAAGAGUUUGCUCUGCCACAUCUCACACGGAGACUGGACAUAGCUGGCAGAGACAUCACACGAUAUCUUAUUAAGUUGCUUCUCCUAAGAGGGUAUGCCUUCAACCACUCAGCUGAUUUUGAGACGGUUCGCAUGAUGAAGGAGAAAUUAUGUUACAUAGGAUACAACGUGGAACAGGAACAAAGACUUGCAUGGGAAACUACUGUACUCGUAGAACCAUAUGUGUUACCCGAUGGGAGGGUCAUCAAAGUGGGCGGAGAACGUUUUGAAGCACCCGAGGCAUUGUUCCAGCCGCAUCUCAUUAAUGUUGAGGGACAAGGGAUCGCUGAACUGGUAUUCAACACUAUACAGGCAGCGGACAUUGACAUGAGGAAUGAGUUGUACAAGCACAUAGUGUUGUCCGGGGGCUCCACCAUGUACCCGGGGCUGCCCUCCCGGCUCGAGAGGGAGAUUAAACAGCUGUAUCUGGAACGGGUGCUGAGGAACGACUCGGACAAACUGGCGAAGUUCAAGAUCCGCAUCGAGGACCCUCCUCGCCGUAAGGACAUGGUGUUCAUCGGCGGCGCGGUGCUCGCCGAGGUGUGCAAGAACAGGGACAACUUCUGGCUGACCAGGAACGACUACAUGGAACAGGUGCCUUGUAUUAUAAUACUAUGA
This is a messenger RNA of Danaus chrysippus (African queen), 1167 nucleotides long. The record is from the annotation of a GenBank genome assembly. NCBI's taxonomy places the organism in Eukaryota, Metazoa, Arthropoda, Insecta, Lepidoptera, Nymphalidae.